Macrosiphum euphorbiae (potato aphid) is the source of this 699-nucleotide messenger RNA. Lineage: Eukaryota; Metazoa; Arthropoda; Insecta; Hemiptera; Aphididae. The record is from the annotation of a GenBank genome assembly.
AUGGCACAAGCUAUUGGUGUUCUUGCAACCAUUAAAAAUGUUAAGUUUGUUGUACACUUAUUUAUUCUACGUGAAGUAUUAAAAAUAGUAAAUAUAUUGAGCGUUCAGCUUCAGGCCAAAUCAGCUACAUUGGGCAAAUCUGCUAGUUUAGUAAAAGGCAUAAUAAGCACUUUAGAAAAUAAUCGUUCGUCUGACCACUUCAAAGAAUUAAAGAGAAGUAGAAAAGAGCCUAGAUAUCUCCAAGAUUUUGAUGUGACUACAGUAACAGGAUCCGAUGAUGAUCUUAUUAGAACAAAGGAUGUAAAGUCAUACUGGAAAAUAAAUGCUUUUUUUCCCAUUCUGGAUGUAAUUAUUAUUAAUAUGAAAAAAAGAUUUUCAGCUGAAAAUUUUCAGAUUGCUACAUCUAUUGAAAAUUUAAUGAAAAUGGAUUUUGAAGGAAGCUCAUUUUUAAUUGACCAUUAUAAGGAUGUUUUAAAAGUAAAUACUGAAGAUUUAAAGUGUGAAAUGACUGUAUUUAAAAAUAUUUUAAAUGGAAACACAGAAUAUGAAUAUUUUAAGGAACAUCUUACACAACAAGUUUUUCCAAAUUUAUUUAAACUCGUUCAAGUAGCAAUCACAUUACCGGUCAGUUCAUCCACUUACGUUGAAGAUAUUUUAAACGAAUUUUCUAAAACAGAAAGAAGAAUAAAACUAAUGUAA